Molecule: messenger RNA, 1752 nt
Organism: Hymenoscyphus albidus
Lineage: Eukaryota; Fungi; Ascomycota; Leotiomycetes; Helotiales; Helotiaceae
Source: the annotation of a GenBank genome assembly
AUUGAGUACAAGUAGUUAAAAGAAAAGGGAGGGAACAUUAUUGAAAAUAUGGAAGAAUACGACCUAAUAAUCAUCGGAGCCGGUACCUUUCCCUCCUCCCUCCUCCCUUCCCCCCAAACCCCAAACUCCCACUCACUAAAAAACCCCCAGGACCCUCCGGCCUCCCCCUCGCAAAAACCCACCUCCAGCUCUCCCCCAACUCCGCCCUCCUCAUCCUCGAAGCCCAGCAGUCAGUAGGCGGCACCUGGGCAAAAGAACGCACGUACCCAGGUCUCAUAUCCAACAACCUGCACCCUCUGUUUGAGUACUCUGAUUUCCCGAUGAGUGAGGAGCGAUUCGGGACGCGGAAGGGGGAGCAUAUUGAGGGAGCGGUGUUGAGUGAGUAUUUUCAUGCGUAUGCGAUGCAUUUUGGGGUUUUGGGGUGUGUGAGGUUUGGGGCGAGGGUGGGGAGUUGUGAGAUGGGGGGUAGGGGGUGGGUUGUUAGGUAUGUGGUUGAGGGGGAGGGGAAGGGGGAAAGGGUGGUGAGGGGGAGGAAGUUGGUUUGUGCUAUGGGGAGUACGAGUCAGGAGUAUGUACCGAGUUUUAGGGGGAUGGAGGGGUUUAAGGGGAUGAUGUUUCAUUCGAAGGAGGUUCCUUGGAGGAGGAAGGAUAUGGAAGGUGCGAAGAAUGUUGUGGUUGUUGGGGGCUCGAAGAGUGCUGCUGAUGCGGUGUAUAUGAAUGCGUCGGAGGGGAGACAUGUUGACUGGAUAAUUAGAGGUAAUUAUUUUGCAUUUCCCUGGAGUUCUGGUUGUGCUAAUUAAUGUCGUCUUGCAGCUUCGGGGAAAGGUCCUGCGUGGCUUUCAUGGCCACAUGUUUCUCCUCUCCAAUUGCAUGUUGAGAAGUUAUCCACAACUCGCUUCUUCACAUUUCUUUCGCCCUGUUUUGAUACAGAUUCUUAUCCCACGAUCCGGAAAUUCUUCCAUAACACUAGAAUCGGAAGGUUCCUCGUGCGUUCAUUUUUCAAGUUAAUAGAGGGUGAUCUCAUAUCCCAAGGAAAAUACAACGACCACCCUGAAAGCAAGAAGCUUAUUCCACCACAAAGUCCUUUCUGGAGCGGUACCUCCCUAGGAAUCUUCAAUUACCCCACCGACCUCAUGUCCCUCUUCCAAAAAGGGCUAAUACACGUACACCGCGUCGAUAUCUCAGAAUUAACCGAGCACGGCGUCCUACUCAGUUCAGGCGAGGAAGUAAAGGCAGAUACACUCAUCCUCGCAACGGGAUGGAAACUCCUACCCAGCGUGAAAUUUCUCCCUGAGAAUGUCCUUACAGAUGAGAAGAUGGGGUUAACCUCUUCAAAUUUCAACGUCGAGAAGAAGAAAGCAGCAGCCCAAGAGCUAGUCAAACGCUUCCCCGUCCUCUCCGAGCGCCUCCCAACACUCAUCCACCCCUCUGAACAAACCUCCUCCUCCUACUCCCUCUACCAAGCCAGUAUCCCCCCAAAUUUCCUCACCUCGCGAAACUUCGCCUACGCAGGUCUCGCGCUCUCGCUGCGCGGGCUCAUGGUGUACGAAAUCCAAGCGUUGUGGCUUCUCGCUUUCCUCGCUGAUUCUCUCACUCUACCGGUGCCGACUGAGGAGGAGGCAGAGUGGGAAGCGAUUAGCAGGAAUGUGUUUUAUCAGAUGAGGGCUGGGCAGGGGAUUGGAGGGAGGAGUACGGAUAUGGCGUUUGAGAUUUUGCCGUUUACUGAUACGCUUGUGAGGGAGUUGGGGUUGA